Helicoverpa armigera (cotton bollworm) is the source of this 5315-nucleotide messenger RNA. RefSeq names its product tyrosine-protein phosphatase 10D-like. The record is from RefSeq and is a predicted model, not a curated record. NCBI's taxonomy places the organism in Eukaryota, Metazoa, Arthropoda, Insecta, Lepidoptera, Noctuidae. Gene Ontology annotation, biological process: protein dephosphorylation. Bases 326 to 5098 code for a protein of 1590 amino acids. The transcript has 20 exons. Gene Ontology annotation, molecular function: protein tyrosine phosphatase activity; protein binding.
UAGCAUUAUUCAUUUAACAACAAAAAAAUUACAAGGUGGAAUUCGUUAUUGAAUAUUGGUCUUUCAGCUUUCGAUAAAUGUUGUAAAUUAUAUUAACUACACCACGUAGUUAAUAUAAUUUCUUUAUAAACUACAGUAAUCUGUAUAGUCUGUGCUGUUGACAACCCCGACAACAUUCGACGAGAAUAAUUCGCGAACGUGAGACAAGAGACGAAAUUUGUAAUGUGAUAAAUUAGUACCUAAUAAUUACGCACUGUACAACGUAGAUGUUAAAUCUUGAUUAAGAUGAUAAUAUGACUUCCGAGGACACCUUGUCAAGUGAAAUAUGGAUCUUAUGAAUACGGGAAACAGUGAUACGUUGAAGAGAAAGUGUCGUGAAGAAAUCGUUCAGUCGUCGCCUUCAAUGAUGUGGAAGAGGUCGAUUGUGCAAGCGAGGGCUGGGUGCGCGCGCGCCGUUGCGUCCUUGGCACUGCUGCUGGCAAUUGUAGCGAGCACAUGGCGAAGCGGCACGUGCGCUGACCUGGUUAUCGAGAUCCCCGGGUCCGGCGGCGGCGAGGCGGACGCGCCGGACGGCGGCCACUACCGGCUGGACUACCGGCCGCCCGACGGCUCGCCCGCGCCCAACAUCACCGUGCCGGCGCGCGCCAACACCAUCAACUUCGUGGGCCUCCCGGGCACCAAGUAUCACUUCAUGCUCUACUACUCCAACGCCACCUUCGCCGACCUCCUCACCUGGAACCAAACCAUCAUCACUGCGCCGGAGCCGCCCACAAAUCUGACGGUGACCCUGGGCCGCAAUAAACAAGCCACCAUCUCGUGGUCGCCACCAGCGCACGGCGACUACACUGGAUUCAGGUUUAAGGUGAUCCCGCUGACGGAGCGCGCGGAGGGCGGCGCGCGCAACGUGUCGGUGGAGGGCGCGGGCAACUGGAGCCACACGCUGCGCGACCUGUCGCCCGGCGCCACCUACCAGCUGCACGCCUUCACGCUGCUGCACGACAAGGAGAGCGCCGCCUACGCCUCGCGCAACUUCACCACCAAGCCCAACACGCCGGGCAAGUUCAUCGUGUGGUUCCGCAACGAGACCACGCUGCUGGUGCUGUGGCAGCCGCCCUACCCGCCCGGCGCCUACACGCAUUACAAGGUGUCGAUCGUGCCGCCGGACGCGCGGGACUCGGAGCUCUACGUGGAGAAGGAGGGCGAGCCCCCGGGCCCGGCGCAGGCCGCCUUCAAGGGACUGGUGCCGGGCCGCGCCUAUAACAUCUCCGUGCAAACCGUGUCGGAGCCCGAGAUCUCCGCGCCCACCACCGCGCAGUACCGCACCGUGCCGCUGCGGCCGCGCAACGUCACCGUGCCCCUCGCCGACCUCAAGGAGACCUCCUUCAGGGUCACCUGGCUGCCCCCGCUCGAGGAGAGCGAGUUCGAGAAGUACCAGGUGUCGGUGAGCGGGCUGGGCGCCAGCGGCGGGCGGCGCCUGGCGCCGGUGGUGCGCGCGCGCAACGACACGCCCGCCUGCUCGUUCGACGGGCUGGAGCCGGGCGCGCCCUACACCGUCACCGUCAAGACCAUGUCCGGCAAGGUGACGUCGUGGCCCGCCACGUGCGACCUCACGCUCAAGCCGCUGGCAGUGCGCGGGCUGGCGUGGCGGCUGGCGGCCGAGGGCGCCGACGUGUGGUGGUCGCCCGCGCCCGGCAGCACGCAGGACGAGUACAAGGUGUCGUACCACGAGGCGGGCCCGUCGCGCGACGACAGCAGCGCGCUCAGCACCGGCGAGCCGCGCGUGCAGCUGCGCGCGCUGCUGCCGGGCCGCAACUACUCCGUGCUCGUCAGCGCCGUGUCGCGCGGCGUCUCCUCCGCGCCGCGCGCCGCCGCGCUGGCCACGCGGCCGCUGGCGCCCGUGCUGCUGCCCGCGCGCGCCGAGCCGCGCCGCCUGCGCCUGGCCUGGCGCUCCGACGUCACCUCGCGCCAGGACGCCUACGAGCUGCGCUACCGCCGCCGCCAGCCCGCGCCCGCCGCCGCCGACGCCGACUUCCGAACCUUGGAGACGACGGAGACGAGCGCGACGCUGGAGGACCUGUUCCCGGGCGCCGUGUACGAGAUCCAGGUGGCGGCCGUGAGCUACGGGCUGGUGAGCGAGCGGCACUCGCUGCUGAAGCCGGUGCGGCCGCUGCCGGCGCUGUGGCUGCGCGUGGAGCGCGUGACGUCCAACAGCGUGACGGUGGAGUGGGCGGGGCCGGCGCGGGCGGCGUCGGCGCUGGGCGGCUUCGUGCUGCGCUACCGCACGCGCGCCGACCCGCGCUGGCUGGCGCUCGACCCGCUGCCGCCCAGCGCCUCCUCCGCUGAGAUCAGCAACAUGACGCACGGCGAGCACUACAUCAUCCGGCUGGACACGCUGAGCGAGGACGCGGACGGCGACAGCGUCGAGAGCGACCACCCGCUGCACGAGGAGCACACCGUCCGGCCCAACCCGGUGAGCAACGUGGAGCAGCUGGUGGACACGCGCAACAUGACGCUGGAGUGGCCCGUGCCGGGCGGGCGCGUGGAGUGGUACUCGCUGCGCUGGUGGCCCACCGAGGCGGGCGGCGCGGCCGGCGCGCGCAACCUGUCCGCGCCCGCCGCCGCGCGGACCGUCCGCGCGGCGCUGGCGGGGCUGGAGCCGGGCCGCGGCUACACGCUGGCCAUCGCCGCGCACUCCUACAACCUCACCAGCGACCUGUUCACCAUGGAGACCCGCACGCGUCCUCUCAUCCAGUCGGAGAUGACGAUCGUGAACCAGAAGGACAGCGGCGACGACAACGACACGCUCACCACCACGCUCAAGGUGACGUUCACGCGCACCCCCGAGGCGGUGACGCGCUUCGACGCGUACCGCUUCCGCCUGGAGGGCGCGGGCUCGGCGCCCGAGCUGCGCGAGCUGCCGGCCGCCGCGCCGCAGACCGUGGAGUUCGCCGACCUGGUGCCGGGCCGCCUCUACAACGUCACCAUGUGGACCGUCUCGCGCAACGUCACCUCGCACCCCAUGCAGCGCCAGACCCGCCUCUACCCGCGGCCGAUCACGCAACUGAACGCGACGGAGAUCGGCGCCCGCGACAUCACGCUGGCGUGGGACCGGCCGGCCGGCGACUACACCGACUUCGAGGUGCAGUACCUCAACGGCACCGACCAGCUGCUCACGCUCACCACGGAGGAGCUCGGCAUCACGGUGGGGGCGUUGCGGCCGCACGCGCUGUACACGUUCACCGUGGUGGUGUGGGCGGGGCGCGGCGGCGCGCUGCGCACUAAGUCGGGCGCACACUCGGCGGCGGUGGCGACGCGCGAGGCGGCGCCGCCCGCGCCCGCGCGGUUCCGCGUGCUGGCGGCCGAGCCCGGCAGCGUCACGUUCGCCUGGGAGCUGGACGCCGCCGCCGCUAACGGCGUGCUGCGCCGCUUCCUGCUCGAGUACGCGCCGCAGAGUGACCCCGACCGCAUCACUACCAUCGAGUUUCCGCCGGACGCGCGGUCGGGGUCGGUGGGCGGGCUGGCGCCGGGCGCGGGCUACUGGUUCGGCGUGCGCGCGGAGACGGGCGCGGGCGCGGGCGCGGCGGCGCGGCUGAGCCGCCACCAGGACAUCGGGCCGCCGCCGCGCCCGCCCGCGCACGCCACGCCGCACGAGCUGCGCCGCUCCUCCUCCACCGUGGCCGUGCGCUUCCGCGCCGACUACUUCUCGCCCGCCAACGGCAACGUGACGGCCUACACGCUGGUGCUGGCGGAGCGGCCGCGCAACGACACGCCGGCGCGCCUGCCCUCGUGGCGCGACGUGCACGCGCUGCCCGAGUGGCCGCCCUACCAGGUCACGGAGCCCUACUACCCCUUCCACUCGUCGCCCGUCGAGGAGUUCACCAUCGGCUCGGAGCGCUGCGACGCGGGCGGCCGCAUCUACUGCAACGGGCCGCUCAAGCCCGGCACCAAGUACUACGUCAAGCUGCGCGCCUUCACCGCGCCCGACAAGUUCACCGACACCGGCUACACCGUCGUCUACACAGAGGUGGACAACACGGCGUGGAUCGUGGGCGCGUGCGUGGGGUGCGCGGCGCUGGCGGGCGGCGCGGGGGCGCUGGCGGCCCUGCGCCGCCGCCGAGCCCGGCCUGCUGCCCCCGCCGCCCCGCCGCGCGCCACGCAGCGCCCCGUGCGCGUCGCCGACUUCAUCGACCACUACCGCCUCAUGUCCGCCGACUCCGACUUCCGGUUCAGCGAGGAGUUCGAGGAGCUGAAGCACGUGGGGCGCGAGCAGCCGUGCACGGCGGCCGACCUGCCCGUGAACCGGCCCAAGAACCGGUUCACCAACAUCCUGCCGUACGACCACUCGCGCUACAAGCUGCAGCCCGUCGACGACGAGGAGGGCUCCGACUACAUCAACGCCAACUUCGUGCCGGGGCACAACUCGCCGCGCGAGUUCAUCGUCACGCAGGGCCCGCUGCACUGCACACGCGACGACUUCUGGCGCAUGUGCUGGGAGUCGGGCUCGCGCGCCAUCGUCAUGCUCACGCGCUGCGUCGAGAAGGGCCGCGAGAAGUGCGACCGCUACUGGCCCUACGACACGCGGCCCGUCUACUACGGCGACAUCGCCGUCACGGCGCUCAACGAGUCGCGCUACCCCGACUGGACCGUGACGGAGCUGAUGCUGUCGCGCGGCGCCGAGCAGCGCGUGCUCAAGCACUUCCACUUCACCACGUGGCCCGACUUCGGCGUGCCCGAGCCGCCCACGGCGCUGGCCCGCUUCGUGCGAGCCUUCCGCGAGCGCUGCCCGCCCGACGCGCGGCCCGUGGUGGUGCACUGCAGCGCCGGCGUGGGCCGCUCCGGCACCUUCAUCACGCUGGACACGGCGCUGCAGCAGCUGGCGGCGCACGCCGAGUACCUGGACGUGUUCGGCAUGGUGCACGCCAUGCGGCGCGAGCGCGUCUGGAUGGUGCAGACGGAGCAGCAGUACAUCUGCAUCCACCAGUGCCUCGUGGCCGUGCUGGAGGGGCAGGACCUGGCCGCGCCGCCGCACAACAACCACAACCACCACCUCAACGCCGCCUUCGAAGACGACGAGGGCAUCGCGGAGUCGGGCAUGUGAGGCGGCCGCCGGGACAGCUGCCGGAACAGCCGCCGGGAUAGCUGCCGGGACAGUCACGCACACUGUACUUAACUGUUUUAUUUUCUCGAUGAGAUCGUUUGUAUACAGUAGUGUUAAGUUUUUUACUAAAAUAUUUUUAUAAAAAUGUACAUGAAUUAAAUGGACCAAUCGUUAAAUCGUAAACUAGAUUAAGAAUAAAUAAUUUGUUAUUUUUUUA